CCAUCACUUUAAACACCUUCGCUUUGCAAUUACCAAAACGCCCUGCUAAUGUUUUGUAAUUCCUGUCUUGUCUGGAAGCGUGAGCGCCGCUAUUUACACUGCUGCAAAAGCCAGCAAGCAGCAGCAUGUUUGUCUUCGUGUGAUAAAGCUUCAGCCUUGAUGAGUAAAUCAGUUGUACGACAUUAAUGUACUCCUCAUAAGAAACAGAGAGAGAGAGAGAGAGAGCUCUAGAGAGAAACCAGGAAGAGGGGGAGGGAGAGAGGGUGAAAAUGGAGAAAGCUCUAACAAAAGUGAGCAGCUUAAAAGUUGGGAUUGGGAGCUCAUGGAUUUCAAAGAAAGCCAAGGAAGAGUUUUCUAACAUUUCUGAGGACAUCAAUACUUUCUCAAAUACUGUUGAGGAGAAGGCGAAGUGGAUUUUCAACAAACUAAAAGGAAAGCCUGUGAAAGGCUUACCAGAUCUCCUCCGUGAGUACAACUUACCUCCAGGCUUGUUUCCUCAUAACAUAACUUGUUAUGAAUUUGAUGAAACAAAGGCUAAAUUGGUAGUGUACUUAUCCUCCCCUUGUGAGGUGAGCUUCAAGGAUUCUUCGGUUAUAAGGUAUGCAACCAGGGUGAAAGCAAUUCUACUGAGGGGAAAGCUUACCGGUAUAGAGGGAAUGAAGACAAAGGUCCUAGUAUGGGUUAAGGUCACUUGUGUGGCAGUUGAAAGUUCCAAGUCCGAUAAGGUGUGGUUUACUGCCGGUGUGAAGAAAUCAAGGCCGAAGGAUGCCUAUAUAACCCCCCGAGAUUCUGUCAGGGUAGAAGAAUUCUGAGAGUUUUGUGUCAUUGGUCUGGAGAUGACUUAAAAAUCUGUAGUAGCUUUGUUACCAAGUAGGCAAUUUUAGUAUCAUUUUUUGGGAUAUUCUAAAGCAAAAAGCCAGGUGCUUCCUGUUAUGGUUUUACUUGCUACCAUGAAAAAAAAUUCAUUGCUGGACGCAUUGCUGAUUAAAACUUGAUGAAUUCGCUAUGGUAUUUGUUAAA
Ziziphus jujuba (common jujube) is the source of this 1020-nucleotide messenger RNA. RefSeq lists its product as uncharacterized. The transcript is spliced from 3 exons. NCBI's taxonomy places the organism in Eukaryota, Viridiplantae, Streptophyta, Magnoliopsida, Rosales, Rhamnaceae. The record is from RefSeq and is a predicted model, not a curated record. The coding region runs from base 270 to 812 and encodes 180 amino acids.